Messenger RNA from Lasiodiplodia theobromae, 315 nucleotides. Its product is annotated as Zinc finger ring fyve phd-type protein. Bases 1 to 315 code for a protein of 104 amino acids. The transcript has a single exon. The record is from RefSeq and is a predicted model, not a curated record. Lineage: Eukaryota; Fungi; Ascomycota; Dothideomycetes; Botryosphaeriales; Botryosphaeriaceae.
AUGGCUCCGCCUGAAGCCGAUAAUUUGGGCUGCCCGGUGGGCCGGGGGCAGGCGGGGAGGAUGCGGGAGGCCCUGUCUCAAGGAAGUGCUGCGCAGUCAACUCCUUACGGCGACAUCCGCCACGUCGCAAAAGCUUUCCACCCCGAUCCAAUGGACCGGCAGGAGGGAUUCGAGGAGGAGCAAACCGAGCUUGACGAUCCAGGCUUCCCCGGCAUUCUGUUGCGUGACAGCCUGGACUACGCUUGGUACCGCCGAAGUAUUUCCCAAGGAAGAGCGUCCCUCCGCAGAUCGACGAAGAGUUCGCCGCCGCCCUGA